This is a messenger RNA of Aplysia californica (California sea hare), 3611 nucleotides long. Its product is annotated as nuclear hormone receptor FTZ-F1 beta. Gene Ontology annotation, cellular component: RNA polymerase II transcription regulator complex. Gene Ontology annotation, molecular function: RNA polymerase II cis-regulatory region sequence-specific DNA binding; zinc ion binding; nuclear receptor activity. The coding region runs from base 432 to 2654 and encodes 740 amino acids. Gene Ontology annotation, biological process: tissue development; hormone-mediated signaling pathway; regulation of transcription by RNA polymerase II. The record is from RefSeq and is a predicted model, not a curated record. The transcript is spliced from 7 exons. NCBI's taxonomy places the organism in Eukaryota, Metazoa, Mollusca, Gastropoda, Aplysiida, Aplysiidae.
GCUUCAUAGGUAUUUUAUUUAUUAUUUUUUAAAAAGUGGAUAAUAAUCCUUGGUGGAGCCUCAUAAGUUUGCUUCGCGGAUUGACACACGCUAGCUUUCACAAACAUACGUUUAGAGGCCAUUUUGUUGUUUCCUUUAUCAUAUCGUGACAGCCAUAUAGAUGUGUGCUGCAAAUUGAUUGUAAUCGUAAAGUACAAUUUCUGUUGCAGGAUAGCUGUAAUAGCAUAUCCUGACUCUCUCAGAGAAGGGUGGUACUUGCAAUCACACAAAGGAUCAGGAAAGGACCCGCUACUGUGAAGGACGCCCGAAAGGGAGCAAGGUCAUGGCCAACUGUGCUCGUAAUACCCCACCAAGUGUUUUGAUGUUUCGGUUCAUGAAUCUACCUGUCCUCGAUGGCACACUGAAGACGAUUUUGCUUUGGAGUGACCACAAUGUCAGGGAGGAGUGAACUGGGGAUUUCCCCGGUUCUUCUGCAAGCUAUUGCCCAGACCCUUACAUCAUCUGCGUUAACAGGGGCCAGAGAUUCUGGGAAGGGUAAGGAUUCUCCUUCUGUAAGCAGGGAAGAACUUUUGAGCAAGUCAAAGAUGGACAACAGCACAAAGGAUCCCAAUUCUGCCAGUGGCAUUGUCACUCAACUUCUUCAAAAUUUGAAUGAGCCAAUAGCUUCGCUCAUGUCAGUGCAAAAAGACAACACCACUUUACAAAGUGCGGCUUCAAGUUUGCACCAGACGUCGUCAGAUCCUAGUCAUUCUAUUAUCACGCAGGCGGGCUUGUCAAUGCUGGGCCUGUCUGACAACGAGGGCUUCUCCACCAGUGGGAGUAGUUCUCUCACAAGUGUUCACUCCAACAAAGAUCUGCAGACUAUGCACCAUUCAAACAUGGUCAUUUCCAGUGAAGAAAUCAGCAACUUCUUGCUGAAAGAAGAACCGUCCGAUGAUUCCGACGUCCCGCAGGCAGCGCCCCCGCCAAGUUCGCAGGGCAUGAACACGGAUGUGAGCAGCAUGUUGACGGCUCUUGCCUCGCAACACAUUCAGCAGUCCAUGAUUCAGAAGACCAAUAAGCAGCAAGCUCUUCAGGAGACUUUGUCCCCAGCCUCCCAUCUUGAGCAGAGUCUCGAGUCGAUGGGCGCCACCACAGUUGCUGAGGCCACUUCAGCCGUUUCAUUGUCAGACCAAAACCGCUCUCAGCCACAAAUCAUCAUCUACAGUUACAUCAACAAUAAUAACGGACGUGGAGAUAUUAACCUGCCAGUGCCUUCUUCCAGUGGGAAUGACAUUGUUGUGCCUGAUUCUGAAGUUAACGCUGCGGACUUACAAAGGACAUACAGAGUCCUCUUGCACCCUUCUGACGAAAAUGCUGUGGAGAGUAAACAGACUAUCUUUCCUCCCAAUGUGACCAUAGCACACUCGUCAGGCUCAUCAAUCACACCAGUUACAGAUGCUCAAAAUACGCAGGAAGGAAUGAGUCAGCCAUGCCCAGUGUGUGGGGACAAAGUCUCAGGUUACCACUAUGGAAUUUUCACCUGUGAAAGUUGCAAAGGUUUCUUCAAGAGAACUGUACAGAACAAAAAGACAUUCGUAUGCCCAAAGUCCUCCGACUGUGACAUUAACUCCCUCAACCGCAAAAAAUGCCCUGCUUGCCGGUUUAAAAGGUGCCUUAUCAUGGGAAUGAAACUUGAAGCCAUUCGCCAGGACAGAACAAGGGGUGGGAGGAGCUCCUAUGAAGGAUGUGGGUCCCAUUUGAAAAAUCGCAUGACGCCUUUGGAGAAGAAGUUAAAGCGAAUUUCGGGCUCGGGUGAUGGUGCUGGGUCGUCGCAGGACAUCGAUGAUGGCACAAAGUCACAUCGGAACCUUGUUGCCAUCCUCAACCACAACGCACAUAAACAGACCCCUAGCCCCGGUACACCACAAAUCCCAGAGUUGCUGCGAGACAUCAUGAAUCUGGAACCGCUGCUGAGCGACGACGAUAUUCCCACCGACUCCAUCAUGGAGGGCCCGUUCCCCGAGCAAGCCCUCUACUCUUACAUGAUGCAGCUGGCUGAGCUCCGGCUCUACAAACUGGUGCGCUGGGCUCGCAACUUGCCGCAGUUUGGGGCCAUCUCCACCGACGACCAAAUCCUGCUGCUCCAGAACUGCUGGUCGGAGCUGAUCGCCCUGAGCCUGUGCUGGCGCUCGAUCGACACGCCGGGCCAGAUCAGCAUCUCCUCUACCCACCACAUCACGGCCGAGUGGGCGCAGCACCUGGGCUUUGAGGAGGUGGUCCUGCGUCUGCUCAGCAUCACCGACAGCUUCCGCAAGUUGUACCUGGACCAGUUUGAGUAUGUGGCCCUCAAGGUCCUCCUUCUCAUCUCUCCAGAUGUGAAAGGUCUGAAGGAACCGCGCAAAAUCCGGGAGUUCCAGGAGAAACUACAGGAGGCCCUGUACACUUACACCAACUCACACUACCAGAACCUCACACACAAGUUCGGUGAGCUCUUGCUCCGACUCCCGGAGCUCUCACGCAUCAGCUUCAUGAGCAAAGACAUCCUGCUCAAGUCGCUGCCCGAGACGAUGGCUACGUGCGGCCUUCUGGUGGAACUGCUGAAGGGAGAGAACAAAGGGGACAGUGACCUGGGUAACGGUGCGAGUGGCAGUGGUGGUGGUCUCCGCUUUUAGCUCCGCACGCCUGUCCUUGAAAGUUGUUGCUGACGUUAUCAGGGACCGUGAAGGGCAGGAAAGGUUGCUUGUAUAUUGCUGUAACAACAGAGCGGGAAGCAACUUCAGGGCUAAACAACGCUGUUACAUUCAUAAGCAUGACAGUUCCUCCUCGGAAGUCUAGCCCAUGGAAUGCAACCAAUAACGGCCCCCUCAUCAAAGAAUCAAACUCGAAAUCAAAGGACAGAUCCCUCAUCUUUCUUAAUGAGAGCUCGUUUUUCAAGAAAGGCUGCUUGGUUGUUUUUGAGUUCUCGCAGUUCAAGAAAAGGUUUUUAAAGGUUAUACCUGGUGGUCUGGAUUACUAUGGAGGUUUCUUAGUGUAAACCAUGCACGCUCCAGGUUUAUGAUUUUCUACAGCAAAAUUCAUUUUUACCAUUUCAAGGAAAAUGCAAACAACUGCAAUUGGACCAAAGGCAGUUGUUUCAUUAUUUUUCGUCCAUGACGUAGGGUAGGUAGAGUUUAUAUCAUCUCACAGAAGGUGCUAAAAGGGACUUGUGUCCUAAUGACUACCAGACUGCCAGCACGAGACUGCCAGUGCUUUGAGGUUAUGUGUAAUCAUCUGGCUGGGGAAAGCCGCCAUGUGUGGGUUCAUGUGUGGAUGUGAAGCAUGCAUGUGUGUAUUCGCCAUCAGUAAGACCACCUGGAGCGAGAUGCUAGUCUAUAGAUACUGUACUACCUGCUCUGAAAGUGUUUUUUUCUUAAAGUGUCUUUAUUGUAAUGGUCAAGUACUUCGACUUUCUUUCGAAAGACGUGAGUUUAAUUUCUAUUUAGGAAAAUUAUUGGAUCAAAUGUCAUUGCGUUUCUGAUGGGAGGCAGUAUCUCACUUACUUCAGACUGGCCCGGACAGACAGACAGGGUCUACGUGACCUGCCUCCUUAUUGAUCUAUAUUGUGUCGUUAUUUACAGGACUCACAAAAA